UAAACAAAAUUUUUAUCAACAUUUUCAAAGUUCUACAACAUAAAAAAAUACAUAAACAAACUAACCGAAAAAAAUUAAACAAUAAUUAAACAAAAAUUUUAAAUUUACAAAAUUACAACAACAAAAAAUGUUGCAAACAUUAAAUUGCAUACGUAUGGGAGAGGUACUUUUAGAUGAAAAUCUACAAUUAUUUAUACUCUGCAACAAUUGUCACACAGACUUGCGAAAUUUACAAGAUUUUCGGCAACAUUUGGAAAAAUGUGAUGGCUUAGAGAAUCUUUUCCAGAAAGGGCAACAAAAUAUCAAAUAUAAUAAUAGUGAUAAAGCGACACAAUUAUUUGGUAAAACUUUUAAAGGUAUCAAGGAGUUUUUAAUAUACGAUUACACAGAUGUGGAGGUAACUUACGCAAAAACCGAGGAAAAUUUUAUAGAUUUGAUAAAUAUAGAAGAAGAAUUAUUAGAUCCUAAAUGGUAUUCCGAUUUAAAUAACGAGAUCACAGGGAAUAGUGCAACAACCACAGCACAGAAAUCAGCCAAACAAUAUGAUGAAUUAGUUGAAGCGGUAACACCAUUUGUGCAAUUUAAAGAAAAUCUUAAAACAAACAAUAAUGGCAGUAAUAAUACAAAAUCUAGCACGGAAUUAAAGGCGAAGGAAAGCGUUAAAAGUCCCAAAAGUGUGCAAUUUGAUUUGACGGCCAAUAAGGUUAGGCCCACGGCCAAAAGAAAACUAAGUCUACCCAAAGCAGUGCCAAUACACUUCACCCUAGCCUCAACAACAGAUAACAAACAAAUAAAUGUUACUACAACCGCCAACAUUACGGACAAAACGUAUGCCAGUAAAAAACGCAAGACAGAACCUAUAACAACAAAUGGUUUUACCAGCAAAACGGCAGUUAAACUUCCUAUAGCCAUUAAUACACAAAAUACAUCUAACAUCCUACCCCCCACUAAUAUACCAACAAAUAUCGUACUAAAUCCCAUAGCCCGCAAAACCAUCACAACAACCAUACCCACUACCAUCAUAAAACAAGAACCGACAAAGGAAAAACAAACAGCCCAAAUACUAAAUAAAUUACAAAAUUUAGGCCUGCAAGUAAAACGCACACAAACAAUGCCUCCACCGGCAGCUGCUAAUGUGGCGGCAACUAAUAAAACCGACACCAAAACCUUAGAAAUUCUACAGAAACUUCAGUCGAAAGGCAUGAAAGUUAAAAUUCUAAAUAAACAACAACAGACAGUGUCGGCAACCAUGAUGGCCAAGCCAGUUAUAACAGGACUAGUACCAAAUCCUGCCCAAAAAACCAUAAGUGUCAUACGUAACCCAGCUGCGGAUAUGACCAUUAAGCAGAAUUUAAAUAAGAAUUUAAUUAUAAGAAAAGUUAACUAAUAUAGUAAUAUUUAUUGUGUUGUUGUACUUACCUCUCAACAAAACUCGCAACACACUUUAUAUUAAGUUUUUUUCACUCACACAAAAGAAAUUUGCAAUUGCAGUAACUCGAAAAGUUAUCGUAAAUAUUCUAAGGCUUAAUAUUUAAGCAAUAAACAAAAUUAUAAGUCACUUAAUAAUAUAAAACGAAACAAAAACUAA
Lucilia cuprina (Australian sheep blowfly) is the source of this 1588-nucleotide messenger RNA. RefSeq lists its product as uncharacterized. The coding region runs from base 128 to 1387 and encodes 419 amino acids. NCBI's taxonomy places the organism in Eukaryota, Metazoa, Arthropoda, Insecta, Diptera, Calliphoridae. The record is from RefSeq and is a predicted model, not a curated record. The transcript is spliced from 2 exons.